UCCUCGUACUCCAACCGCAUCUGCAGCGAGCAGCCGAGGAGUGGACACAGAGUCAGCGGCGGCGGCGCAGCAAGAGAGCAAGUGACCGCGCUCCCCACCCAGCUCUGCCCCCAAAAGCUGCUGCCUGCCUCUGCCUUUGCCCCCCCAGCCCUUCGCUUUGACCCACCGCGACCAUGAUGUUCUCAGGCUUCAAUGCGGACUACGAGGCGUCCUCGUCCCGCUGUAGCAGCGCCUCCCCGGCCGGGGACAGCCUCUCUUACUACCACUCGCCGGCCGACUCCUUCUCCAGCAUGGGCUCUCCUGUCAACGCGCAGGACUUUUGCACGGAUCUGGGGUCCUCCAGUGCCAACUUCAUCCCGACUGUGACUGCCAUCUCCACCAGCCCGGACCUGCAGUGGCUGGUGCAGCCCGCUCUCGUCUCCUCGGUGGCUCCAUCCCAGACCAGAGCCCACCACCCCUACGGGGUCCCCGCCCCCUCGGCCGGGGCUUACUCCAGGGCCGGGGUCAUGAAGGCUGUGACAGGAGGCAGAGCUCAGAGCAUUGGCAGGAGGGGCAAGGUGGAACAGUUGUCCCCAGAAGAAGAAGAGAAAAGGCGCAUCCGAAGGGAAAGGAAUAAGAUGGCUGCAGCCAAAUGCCGGAAUCGCAGGAGGGAGCUGACUGACACACUCCAAGCGGAGACAGACCAACUAGAGGACGAGAAGUCUGCUUUGCAGACCGAGAUUGCCAAUCUGCUGAAGGAGAAGGAGAAACUAGAGUUCAUCCUGGCAGCUCACCGGCCUGCCUGCAAGAUCCCCCAUGACCUGAGCUUCCCGGAAGAGAUGCCUGGGGCUCCCCUGGAUCUGAAUGGAGGCCUGCCUGAGGCCACCACCCCUGAGUCUGAGGAGGCCUUCGCCUUGCCCCUCCUCAAUGACCCUGAGCCCAAGCCUGCAGUGGAGCCCGUCAAAAACAUGCAAAACAUGAGCAGCGUGGAGCUGAAGGCUGAGCCUUUUGAUGACUUCCUGUUCCCGGCAUCGUCCAGGCCCAGCGGCUCGGAGACCUCCCGCUCUGUGCCAGACAUGGACCUGUCUGGCUCCUUCUAUGCAGCAGACUGGGAGCCCCUGCACGGUGGCUCCCUGGGGAUGGGGCCCUUGGCCGCAGAGCUGGAGCCCCUGUGCACCCCGGUGGUCACCUGCACUCCCAGCUGCACUACCUACACGUCUUCCUUUGUCUUCAACUACCCCGAGGCUGACUCCUUCCCCAGCUGUGCAGCUGCCCACCGCAAGGGCAGCAGCAGCAACGAGCCCUCCUCUGAUUCGCUCAGCUCGCCCACGCUGCUGGCCCUGUGAGCAGGCGAGGAAGGGGAGGCAGUGGGCACACGCCAGUGCCCACUGUCCUGAGCUGGUGCGUUGCAGAGAGGAGAAACAUCUUCCCUCGAGGGUUCCCGUAGACCUAGGGAGGACCUUUUCUGUGCGUGACACACACCGGGCUGUGGGCCUCAAAGGACUUGAAAGCAUCCGCGGGUGGACUCAAAGUCUUUACCUCUUUCGGAGAUGUAGCAAAAACGCAUGGAGUGUGUAUUGUUCCCAGCGACACAUCUGAGAGCUGGUAGUUAGUAGCAUGUGGAGCCAGGCCUGGGUCUGCGCCUCUUUUUUCUCUUUAGUCUUCUCAUAGCAUUAACUAAUCUAUUGGGUUCGUUAUUGGAAUUAACCUGGUGCUGGAUAUUCUCAAAUUGUAUCUAGUGCAGCUGAUUUUAACAAUAACUACUGUGUUCCUGGCAAUAGUGUGUUCUGAGUAGCAAUGACCAAUAUUAAACUAAGAAAAAGAUAUGACUUUAUUUUCUGGUAGAUAGAAGUAACUAGCUUAUAUCCAUGUACUGUAGUUUUUCUUCAACAUCAAUGUUCAUUGUAAUGUUACUGAUCAUGCAUUGUUGAGGUGGAAUGAUUGUUCUGACAUUAACAGUUUUCCAUGAAAACGUUUUAUUGUGUUUUUAAUUUAUUUAUUAAGAUGGAUUCUCAGAUAUUUAUAUUUUUAUUUUAUUUUUUUCUACCUUGAAGUCUUUUGACAUGUGGAAAGUGAAAUUUGAAUGAAAAAUUUAAGCAUUGUUUGCUUAUUGUUCAAAGACAUUGUCAAUAAAAGCAUUUAAGUUGAAUGCGACCAACCUUGUGCUCUUUUCAUUUUGGGAGUUUGGUGAGAUUCUGAAAGGUAUCGAAGACCAGUUUGUCAAGAAGGGUAGCUUCUGGAGGGGGACACACCCCUUUGUUUGAUCUCUUAUCAAAGAGGAGAAGGAAACUGCAGAGCUGCUGCUGGAAUAUGUUAUAAAUAUGAGGAGUCUUCACAGUGCACUACUACGAUUCUCUACCUGUAAUUCUGAGGGUGGGAACCCGCUCUGAGAUAGCUUUUGUGAGUACAUGUCUUCCUCCUUUUUCUGUUUUGAAAGUCAAAGGGAUGAAUAUUUAAAUCUAGUUAUGCCAAUAUUAAAUGUAAAUGUCUUGAUCUUAAAGGAACCCUUUUCACAAAUAAAAUUCAGCUGUGCACAAA
This is a messenger RNA of Pipistrellus kuhlii (Kuhl's pipistrelle), 2517 nucleotides long. RefSeq names its product Fos proto-oncogene, AP-1 transcription factor subunit (gene FOS). The transcript is spliced from 4 exons. The record is from RefSeq and is a predicted model, not a curated record. Gene Ontology annotation, biological process: regulation of transcription by RNA polymerase II. The coding region runs from base 174 to 1325 and encodes 383 amino acids. Lineage: Eukaryota; Metazoa; Chordata; Mammalia; Chiroptera; Vespertilionidae. Gene Ontology annotation, molecular function: DNA-binding transcription factor activity, RNA polymerase II-specific; RNA polymerase II cis-regulatory region sequence-specific DNA binding. Gene Ontology annotation, cellular component: nucleus.